Molecule: messenger RNA, 799 nt
Organism: Umbelopsis ramanniana AG
Lineage: Eukaryota; Fungi; Mucoromycota; Umbelopsidomycetes; Umbelopsidales; Umbelopsidaceae
Exons: 4
Coding region: 30-680 (216 amino acids)
Biological process (GO): mRNA cis splicing, via spliceosome
Cellular component (GO): nuclear cap binding complex
Molecular function (GO): RNA cap binding
Source: RefSeq, a predicted model, not a curated record
GCUGCAUAUCUUUUUUUUUUUUCUAUCCAAUGGCCAGCAUAAUUUCUCACUUGGAUGUGCCCUCAAGCUACCGCGAUCAGCAGUAUCGAGGUACUUCAAAUCAAAUGGUUCAAGAUCUGUCAUCGAGUACAACGUUAUACGUCGGCAAUCUAUCGUUUUAUACGAGCGAAGAACAAAUUUAUGAACUUUUUUCGAAAGUUGGAGAGAUCAAAAGAAUCAUUAUGGGCCUCGACCGAAAUCAGAAAACGCCUUGUGGGUUUUGCUUUGUAGAAUAUUACCAUCGCGACGACGCGCUAGAUUGCAUGAAAUAUGUCAAUAGUACUAAAUUGGAUGAGCGAAUCAUUCGAACAGAUUUGGACCCAGGGUUCAGAGAAGGACGACAGUUUGGCCGAGGUAAAAGCGGCGGUCAAGUGCGUGAUGAAUAUCGACCGGAUUAUGAUGCUGGUCGUGGUGGCUGGGGACAUCUCCAGAGAAUCAAGAUAGAGCGAGAACGUGAAAUGGCUGUCAAGGCUAAUUACGAGGCUUCUGAUGUGCCAACCGGUGCUGAAGAAUACAAAAGUAGAGUUAACAAUGCAGGUAAAGCCAAGCGUGCUAGAGACGACGAAGACGAUGACGAUGAAGACGAACGACGACGUCAAAACCCACGUUUCCGUGAACACGAUGAUGAAGACGAGGAAUAGUACAAAAAUAAUAAUAAAGAGCCAAAAAAAAAGAAGAUAUAAUAACAGAUUAUUCGUGCGAUUUUGGAUAAUGUGCGUCGUUUGGGACACUAUUUGUAUACACUACAAUUAACAGGUCC